AUGCCAGGGGAAACUAUUACUAUACAAGCAGGGCAAUGUGGAAACCAAGUUGGAUUGCAAUACUGGAACCAACUCGCGACUGAACACGGAAUCAAUCCUGAUGGAACCACGUUAGCAUACCCAGAAGACACCUCGCUUAGGUUCUCCCCACUAGCAAACACUACCAAUGCACAGACCACAACCAAAGACCGUGAUGAUAAACCCGAAUUGUUCUUUUCCUGCGAGUCUUCUCGUGAACGAUAUACCCCACGGUCUAUAUUGAUUGACCUUGAACCGUCGGUCAUCAACAAAUGUACAUCCAAAAUGCCGAUGAUAAAUCCAAGAAAUAUCCAUUUGAGUGAACAAGGUAAUGGGGCAGCCAAUAAUUGGCAACAGGGAUACAUAUAUGGAACGAAUUAUGAGACUGAGUUGAUAAGUUUAAUUGAUCGCGAGUUGGAUAAAUGUGAUAAUUUAUCGAGUUUCCAAUUGAUACAUGGAGUUGCUGGUGGGACCGGUGCUGGUGUAGGAUCAAAGAUAUUGGAAUUGUUGAAUGAUAGGUAUGGAACCAAGAAAUUGUUGAAUACGUUCCUGAUAUUCCCUUAUAACGAAGGCACUUCCGAUGUGGUUGUGCAACCAUACAACACCGUGCUUACUUUAAAGCGAUUAAUUGAAUUCAGCGAUGCUACAUUUGUGUUUCACAAUGAUGCCAUGAACAGCAUUGAGAAUUUACUAUACGCCAAAAAGAAUGAUAUCGAUAGAACUGCAGCCAAUGCAUUCAACGAGACUAACAAAUUGAUUGCCUUUAUUGCGGCAUCUGUGUCAAACCCAUUACGAUUCCCCGGGUAUAUGUACAGUUCAUAUGACUCUAUUUAUUCAACGUUGAUCCCUACGCCAGAUUUGAAAUUCUUGACCACGUCAAUUGGACCUCGUGGUGGACAUCAUUCCAAUAAUGCUUAUGAUAUGAUUUUGGAAUUGUCCAAUGAUAGAUACAAGACCAAUCGAGCCGGACCUAAGACCAACUAUAUAUCCAUGAUGAAUUACGUAAUAGGAGACAGUUUUAAUCAACAAGAGAUCAAAAAGGCGAUUUUAAAAUUACAAAAACGAACAAACUUUGUACCGUGGGUUCCAAGAUCAAUACCGGUGGUUCGAGGUAAAAAAUCACCAUUCAGUGAGGCAAAACUUCUGGGGAUUCAAAUUUCAAAUAACACAUCGAUUGUGGAAAUGUUCAGCAAGAUCUUGAACCAGUAUGAUAUGUUGGCUAACAGGCGAGCCUACAUUACCGGGUAUACCCAGGAUAAUUCCGAGGAGGAACGGGAACGAGUCAUGGAUAUGUUCAGGGAUAGUCGAGAAGUCGUAGCUCGUGUAGUUGACGAGUAUGAUCGAUGUAAGAGUAAGGAAUAUUUAGAAGAUGAAAUGAUGGAUAUAGAUGAGUUAUAA
This is a messenger RNA of Spathaspora passalidarum NRRL Y-27907, 1416 nucleotides long. It is a transcript of the gene TUB4, whose product is annotated as gamma-tubulin. NCBI's taxonomy places the organism in Eukaryota, Fungi, Ascomycota, Pichiomycetes, Serinales, Debaryomycetaceae. Gene Ontology annotation, molecular function: GTP binding; structural constituent of cytoskeleton. The record is from RefSeq and is a predicted model, not a curated record. The transcript is spliced from 2 exons. Gene Ontology annotation, cellular component: centrosome; gamma-tubulin complex; cytoplasm. The coding region runs from base 1 to 1416 and encodes 471 amino acids. Gene Ontology annotation, biological process: microtubule nucleation; mitotic sister chromatid segregation; meiotic spindle organization.